Messenger RNA from Hevea brasiliensis (rubber tree), 919 nucleotides. RefSeq lists its product as uncharacterized. Bases 1 to 726 code for a protein of 241 amino acids. The record is from RefSeq and is a predicted model, not a curated record. The transcript is spliced from 4 exons. NCBI's taxonomy places the organism in Eukaryota, Viridiplantae, Streptophyta, Magnoliopsida, Malpighiales, Euphorbiaceae.
AUGAACAAAACCUCUCUCAAGGGCUCAAACAAACCCAACACAACCCCACCUCAAAAAAUAAGGUCAUCUCCAUCCGCUUUCUUAGAUGCAAAGCGAAACACUCAUAAUCAUUUGGAGAUAACCCACAUAUACCGUUUUAACAUUAUACAGAUUCUCUCCAUUGAUUUCAUUUGUUUGAUCUGGAACAAACCAAUCCAAUAUUGCACACAUAGCUCCAAGAGACUGUUCAUAGUAUCAAGAAAAGGAAAACCAUAUAUCGAUAAAGAGAGUUUAAACUUGUUUACCGUACUCCUGGCGGCCUCGGCGCAGAAUAGGUGCACAGCUCUAGUGCGCUCGUGCUAUGUACCUUCAAGGAGCUUUAGCACUAAAGGGGAAGAAAACAACAGAAGCAACAAUGCCAAGAACCAAAUUCUUGAAGAAAAGACAGAUGGGGUCAUGGAAGAAGUCUCUAAUAAUCAUGAAUCACAAGGUCAAGAAAAGAGCAAUGGUGGGAGUAACGGUAGAAGCGGUGGGUCUAAUGGGCCUCACAUCGAACCCCCAACUCUCAAGAGUAAUCUCAAGAGAACCACAACAGUGGAGGAAAUUAAUCAAUCAAGAAAGAGGAAAGUGAGUUGGCCUGAUGCUCAUGGCAAUGAUAUUGCUCAUGUUCAUGAGUUUGAGCCAAGCUUGUCUGAAGACGGGGAACUCGAAGGAGUAAGAAACUCUUGUAUUUGUACAAUUCAAUGAAGCAAGAAUUCCUCCAAGGUGGAUAACAUUUGACAGUAUUCACAUUCUAGCCUCCUGCUGCAGUCACACUGAAGUCCAUUCAAUUUAGCAAGCUCCAGUACAUUGAAAAUAGGAAAAUUGGUAGAAGUAAACCAAAAUGUAAAGAAAUCAUUAAAAUGAAAUUAAGUCUAAUGGUGUGCAAGUAGUAGCUGUU